CAAGUGUUUAACUUUAAUGCAGAUAUACAUUACAGUACAAUAUAUUAUUUUAUAGUGACCUGGGAUUAACAACUUAAAAAUGGAAGAAAGUCCGCCGAGUCCAGUGACAGAAGCCACGGAAGCUGACACAGAAGAACAGAAGAAUGGAAACUCAAAGAUACUCAAGAGAUUGGAGACUAUUCCUGACAUCAAAAGAGAUACUUCUGGAAUCACCACGCAGUACAUAGCAACUGGAAUAGUCAAUUUGGGUGCGUUCGCUUCUGGUGCAUGCGUCGCGUGGUCUUCAUCAGCCCUGCCCAUGAUGACUCUUGGACACUCAGAGAGUCGACCGUCGGAUGGAGUUAUAUAUGCAUCUUUUAACGGAACUCAUCCUAAAAUUGAAUUGACAGAUUCUGAAGCAUCUUGGGUGGCGUCUCUACUGUGCCUGGGUGCCUUAUUUGGAGCUGUUCCAUCUGGUCUUAUAUCUGAAUACUUCGGCAGGAAGAAGACCUUGCUUUACUUGGCGUUGCCUUUAGUUGUUUCCUGGAUUUUAGUUGCUUCCAGCCCUAACGUGUACGGUUUAUAUGUCGGUCGUUUUGUUGGCGGCCUCGCAGUGGGAGCCUUUAGUGUAGCGAUACCACCUUACGUGGAAGACAUAGCCGAGGACAAUCUUCGACCAGCUCUUGCCAACUUCUACCACGUCCAUUUUGCCUGCGGGAUUCUAUUCGGUUAUAUAAUUGGUAUGGUGCACAGUACAUCUUGGCUAUCAAUGUUAUGUGCAAGUGUACCUGUAGCUUUCUUCAUUGCAUUCAUUUUCCUCCCUGAAUCUCCAACGUAUCUUAUAACACAAGGGAAGUAUGUCGAAGCCAAAACUGCUCUACGGUACUUUAGGGGCAUUGACAACGAUGUAGAUUCAGAAAUUAAAGUUUUGAAGGAGUUUAUUAGGAGUCACGGCAGAAACAAGGUCACAAUUAAACAAUUGCUUAGCUCUAGGACCACAAUUAAGGCUCUGGUAGUCUCGUAUGGAUUAAUGAUUUUCCAACAAUUGAGUGGUAUAUUUCCUAUUUUGUUUAACGCAGAGAAAAUCUUUAAGUCUUUUUCAAUAUCCUUAAAUCCACCUAGUGCUGCAAUUAUUCUUGGAUUUUGUUUGGUUUCAUCAACAUAUUUCUCUACAACGUUUUUAAAGAAAAUAAGACGUCGAGUUUUAUUAUUGAUAUCUUUUACAGCAAUGUCAUUAAGCUUAGGUUUGUUGGCUAUUUACUAUCAUUUAAAUGUGUCAAAUUUAUCUAAUAAUAGUACAUGGGUACCUUUGUUUACGCUUUGCUUGUUUGUGUCAGUUUAUGCAGUGGGCGUUGGUCCUAUUCCAUGGUUAAUGUUGCGAGAGAUUUUUGCUCCAAACGUAAGACGUCGGGCCACCGCUGUUACUGCCGGUUUUCAUUGGUUCUUAGCAUUUGGUGUAACGAAAUUGUUCCAAAAUUUGGUGCAUAUCGUUAGCCCUGGUUGGACACUAUGGUUCUUUGCUCUGACAUGUGCAGUGGGAACAAUUUUUGUAUAUUUUUUUGUACCAGAAACUAAAGAUAGGACUCUGGAUGAGAUCCAAGAUGAAUUUGAUGGGAUACAUAAGAGGCGAAAACAUAGGCACGUAAUAGAAGUAGAGACUAUUUAUCAAGCUUAAUAAAAUUACACAUAAGUUUGAAGAUAUUGGAAAAGAUAAAUAAUAUUAAUAAGUAUAUUAAGAAUGUGAUGAUAUCUGUAAUAUUUGUAUUGUUAUGUUUCGCAUCUUUAACAAAAGCGCUGUCAUCUCAACUUAAUGAUCCAUGAUUAUAGUUGCUGUUUACUUCAAAAUUAAGACACAAACUUUAAUUUUUUUAAAAUAGUAUAGUAUAGUAUGUAAAGUUACUUGGAAAUAUAUAUUCAAUAAAUAUAAAUCACGAACUAUGUUGUGAUGUCAAUUAUAAAUCACUUAAUGAAAUCAAAUCUCAUAAAGUAGUAUCAGUAUUUUGUAUAGUUGGCGAAAAUUAUAUAAGUUGAUCUAUAUUGUUUAAUAGUGUAUAUUUAUUAUUUAAAUUAUAUUGUAUUUUAUCAAUUUAAUCCAUAUAAUUAUUAAUCAUUAAUUUAACUCAUAAAUCGUUUAUUUAAUUAGUAUAUUGAAGGUAAUAUUAAAAACAAACAUACGCUUUUCAUAUGAUAGAGUUACUCAAGAGACGUAUCAGAAUUUGAUUCAGUUAAUAAUAAGGUAGUUAAUGUAAUCUUAUUUAAUAAUUAAAUAUUAUUGUAAUUACUUUGAGCAGGCGAGUCUUUCUAACUUCAGCGACUUUCUAAGUCCUAAGCACGGACGAGUAAAAAAAGGACUCCGCGCCGUGAUAUUAGCAAGUGAAGCACCGUUAUGCUAGUUUGCGGUUACAGGGGAUACUAGUUACACAAUUUUUUCUCCCUUAAAUAAUCAUAUAUGGCCAUAAAUACUUAUAUAGUAUCGUUUUUACACUUUUUCACAACGCACGACGGCACUUUUAAUAUAUUUUAUUGACGCAAACUUAUCUGUCACAGACAAUGACAAUUCUCAUAAUGGCCGCCUAUCGGCCUGUAGUAGUGUGUGUGCGUGGGGCUAUGUAUUUACACGUUAAUCGGCUUGUUUUGGUGGUACACUGUUAUGUAAGGUGACACGGAGUCCUUAUUUUUUUACUAGUCCGUGGUCCUAAGCUGAUCGUAAGAAAUUUAUCUAACGUCAGCAGUCAAUACAAUGAUGAGCGACGUAUAUCUGACUUCAUCCACUGGAGGUCCAGAAACUGAAGCCUACAUUACUUCUUUAUGAUCGUUGAAUCAAUAGAAACAUUCUCCUGCCGUUUUUAUCUCCUGAAGUGCAUUUUUGUCUGGAGUAGUUGUAGUUUUAAUUAGAAUUACUUAUGCUAAAGAUAAUACUUGUUAUAUAAAUUUAUUUUUAAUGUUCUAAUAUAAUAUUGUAAAGCUGAA
This is a messenger RNA of Leptidea sinapis, 2949 nucleotides long. It is a transcript of the gene st4, whose product is annotated as facilitated trehalose transporter Tret1-like. The transcript has 7 exons. Gene Ontology annotation, cellular component: membrane. Gene Ontology annotation, biological process: carbohydrate transport; transmembrane transport. Gene Ontology annotation, molecular function: sugar transmembrane transporter activity. Lineage: Eukaryota; Metazoa; Arthropoda; Insecta; Lepidoptera; Pieridae. The coding region runs from base 80 to 1654 and encodes 524 amino acids. The record is from RefSeq and is a predicted model, not a curated record.